AUGAAGGCUGCUAACCGGGUGAAGGUUGCUACCCCCCUGGGUAUGCUGAACGACAUGCUCAAGUGCGACCCUGCGAAGAAACACAGGAACAAAAAGAAAUCACGCGAGCGGCACGGAGAGAGGGAAGUGAACAAGAAGUACCUGAACAGAACAAAGCAGAUUGGCCGGAAGUACAUCGAGCAGGUGAUGAGCGAGUGUGUCACAGACGACAUUACAAAUGAAUGGGAAAACUACCCCAAAGGAGGAAUGUCAAAUGGAAUGAAAUCUUCCCCCAUUAUGCGGAAGGAAAAAAAAGAUAUCGAAUUCACCCCUGUGUGUAACGUAGAAAUAGACCCUGUGGAGUGCAAGGUGAAGGGAAAAAAUUUGUAUGAAGGCACAGCGGGCGUACUGAACGAAGUGGUAAUCGAGACGGUUAGCAAAACAGGGGAAUGCAUUUACGUGGAAAACUACACAUUUGAAGCGUAUGUGAAGGAAAGGGAAAAGGUGGACCAACUGAAUUAUCAGAGGGAGUACAAACAAGAGGAUAGCCGAUACGACUUGUACAUACGAAGCAGUUUAUACAACCAAUUCCACAGAGAAAAACAUCAGACGCUAAUCAAGUCGGAUCAUAAUAGGUAUAAUAUUAAUGCUAACUUUGCAAAUUACAAACAUGUGGGUUGUGAAGAGGGGGAGGCGUGUCAUUGGGGAAUAACUAAAAGAGAUGGAGGACCCCUUAUCGUUGGUGUUAGUCAAGGGAUGGUGCAACGUGGCUUUCCCUGUCGUUCCCCUAAUAGGCAUAGCGGUAGAAAUCAACGGGGGGCAAACACUUUCAUAGAAGGAUCAUCCCCCCAUGCAAACAACAACACUGAGAAUGAAACAAUGAGAGAAGGAUACAUGUUCGAGUCGGAGAUGUACGAUAGGGAAAACAUUAAACUGGUAGAAAAUAGUCUAAAGUGCAACAUUAGGGAUUUGAAAAAUGGGACCUACGUGGUGACAUAUAACUUGGGAAGGUGUGGCUACUAUUACUUGUCUAUUUUUUGCAAAAAAAAAAUUGUUGGGAAUUCCCCCUACCUCAUUUGCAUAAAGCCGAACGUGGCGUAUGCCCCCAAUUGUGUGGUGUACAAGAGGGUGAACGGGGAGAUGGUCUUCCCGACGGUGAACACAGGGGCAAGAAGAAAAGAGCGGAAAUUACGCACACGCGAACGGUUCAACCGAAUCUAUAACGAUUCGCUGUGUGCAAACUCGUUCGAAUUAGCCCACUCCAAUAUUAGCGAAUCGGACGCUGGUAGCAGUAGUGACAGCGAGGGGCAGGGCCAUGUGCAAGACGAUGAGAACGAUGAUGACUAUGGUGAUGAUGAUGACGACCCCCCUAUGCACAUUCUGAAAUACGACGUUGCCCACCCUGGCCUGGACGAUGAGACGCAGAAGCAGUUUGGUAAUUUCUUCAUCCAGAGUUACGACGCUUACAGGAACGCCAUCUGCGAAGGAGGGGACUCGUUUGAGGCGCACGCGCUUGGAGGGGUUAAAAUUGUUAGGGUGAACGAUCUGCAGAAUGGCUCAUACGAAGUUAUAUACUCCUACGUAAGGUCAACAAAUGCGGCAGAGGAAGAGGAAGGUCCCAUCCCAUACAGACAAAUAAACGUAACGCUAAACGGAUGUCACGUGAAAGGCUCUCCCUUCAGAAUUGUCCACAAGAAGGACAAGCAAAUGGGCUACUUACAAAGAAUAAAAAAUUUACUACCCAUAGAGGAAAUCAACCCGGUGGACCCUCUGAGCAGUCUGAACAGAAUAAUGCAAUCUUACCGAUACGUGAAGGAGAACUACCUGGAUGAGAAGGAAAAAAGGCAUUUCAUACAAUUGAGUCCGUACUACAAGCAGGAAGAAUUGAACAGAUUGCUUCGCAAAGUGGACCCCAAUCUCGUGUCCCUCAUGUCGAUACCGUUACGACAGCAACUACUUAACCAUGUGAUGCAUAUGAAUAACGACAGCAAAAUGGUAAAGUUGAAACAGGUCCUCUUUAAAGAACUUUUCAUAACCCUGGGUAGUAUGGUGAACUGCGCAAAUAGCUACUUUGAUGACAUGGAAAGGGACAAGGUCAGCCUUCUACACGACAGACGCAUACAAGAUGUGAGCAUCCGAGAAGCUAAUGCCAUGUAUGAAUCUCUGAAGGAGAAGAAAAUCCACUCGUUGCCUUUCGAUUUUUCCAUUAAGGAUAUGAAAGAGUAUGAGGGGAAGUUGGUUCUUAAGAAGAAGGAGCUGUUGGAAAAACAGACUAAGCUGAUAAGCAGAUACAACACUAUAAAAUCCAAGGAGAAGAAAUUUUACGAGGACAGGCAAGAAAUCACAAACCAACUGACCCAGAAGUAUGAACUGCAUCAGGCCAUAUAUGAGCAUUCGAAUAAGGCUCUUAUUCACACAAAUAGCGCCUUGAAGAAAAUCACAAUCAGCAAUAUAAAGCGGAACUGCUCCGCGGAGCGCCGUAUGCUUGGCGGCAAGGUGGGCCCUGAUGCGGCCACGGCAGGGUUGAAGCGGCUACUAUACGAGCAACCGAAGGAGGGACUACACAAAGGGAUGCAAAAGAUGAAGAGGAAAUUUAGUUUGCCUGGGUUGCUGGGCUUGCCCGAUUGGCCCAGCCUGAGCCGCCUCCCAAUUCGCUGCUUUUCCACGGGGAGACCUGUGGACUACUCCCUGUACCUAGUAACGGAUGACAAAUUUUUCACCGAUAAGGAGAAUGUGUGCAGCACGCUGAUUGGAAAAGUGAGGGAAGGCGUUCUUGGCGGAGUGGGCUUAGUGCAGCUGCGGCUGAAGAAGGCAGAUGACAGAUAUUUUUACAACGCAGCCGUAAGGAUGAAGCACCUGCUAGGUAGAUACAAAGUCCCACUAGUAAUAAACAACAGAGUAGAUAUCUGCUUAAGUGUAGACGCUGAUGGAGUGCAUGUGGGCAGAACAGAUCUCCCUAUUAAGGUCGCCAGGGACAUCCUAGGAGAAGAAAAAAUCAUCGGGGCAACCAUAAAUUUUAGCAAUGACGAGGAUAUUCAGAUGGCCCUGAACAGCCAUGUGGAUUACAUAGCGCAUGAACACACAUUAUAUGAAUCCACGACGAAACAAAUUGCAGCUUCGCACCACGAGGGGAUAAAGCAACAAAUACGCAUGCUACUGUGUAGGAUAAAGCAUCUACAAGAGAGGGGGAAAAUUCAAAAGCCAACUGUAGACUCGGAUGUUCCACCUAUUAUACUCAUUGGAGGCAUUAACACGAACAACAUUGAGGAAACUAUGACCCACUUUUGUGACUCCUGUGAAGGGGUUGCAGUUGUGUCGAAUCUGAUUGGUGAGAAGUGCAACUCCUUUUUCAACUCACUAAGGUUAAGGUUUGUAAUGGACAAACAUAAAAAAGGUUACAGCGACGCGUAUAUGAAUCUGUGCGUGAGCUGUUUGCGCCAUUUUUUUUGGACCAACUUAGAGGGGGACAUGAAGGGGGUACACACGAGUUGGGUGGUGGGGGAACCACCCGUGGAGACACCACAGAGGGAGACAAAAGGAAGCAACUUUCAAUUAGCUACAAAUAUGGACGUCAAAAAAAACGUUCUCCACUUUUUUGAAAAUAAUCUUAAUUUGAAAAUCGUGCAAUUAAAUCAGCCCGUUGUGUGCAGUUCCGCUGGGGGGGUUAAUUUUUUCCUGUUUUGUUCGAGGCGCACGGGUGUAGCGCCACCAGCGGGGGAGGGUUGUUACCUCCACGGUGAAGGCGAAGGAAUGCCCAUUCCGCACGACCCAUGUGUAAGCAAGUGGAUUCAUCAAAAUAAAAAAAUUACAAACGGGGUCUUCAUUCUUAUAGGCGAGGAAUUCUUAACCCUGUUCCAAAAAUUUUUGCCGCCUGAAUUUUUCCACAGGAACAAUUUUGUUGUUAUCACGAAGAGGGAACAAAGCGGCUGGGAGACGCUGCGGUGUGAAGUGCGCAACGCUUCCAUACAGUUCAGUAACAAUUUAAUGAAUGUCGCGUUGAAGGAUAUCCACGUGGACAGUGAAGCAGUUGACCGCUUUGCCAUUUUGUUUGCAUAUUUUUUAAUGGUACAGGAGAAGAUGAAAGAGGUAUGGCGGUCCCAGUUUUUAACCCAAAUUGUGGGGGGGGGAGAAGCAAAGGCUGACGCAGGGGAAGAAAGAAAGCUUCUCAAAUUAGCCGCUGCAGUGAACAUGUCGUUCGAGGUGCUUUCAAAUGAGCACACGGGGUUGGCCUUCUCUACGUAG
Plasmodium coatneyi is the source of this 4221-nucleotide messenger RNA. RefSeq lists its product as uncharacterized. Bases 1 to 4221 code for a protein of 1406 amino acids. The record is from RefSeq and is a predicted model, not a curated record. Gene Ontology annotation, molecular function: thiamine-phosphate diphosphorylase activity. NCBI's taxonomy places the organism in Eukaryota, Apicomplexa, Aconoidasida, Haemosporida, Plasmodiidae. Gene Ontology annotation, biological process: thiamine biosynthetic process. The transcript has 2 exons. Gene Ontology annotation, cellular component: cytoplasm.